Uranotaenia lowii is the source of this 1308-nucleotide messenger RNA. It is a transcript of the gene JMJD5, whose product is annotated as bifunctional peptidase and arginyl-hydroxylase JMJD5. The record is from RefSeq and is a predicted model, not a curated record. Gene Ontology annotation, cellular component: nucleus. Bases 50 to 1306 code for a protein of 418 amino acids. Gene Ontology annotation, molecular function: histone H3K36 demethylase activity. Lineage: Eukaryota; Metazoa; Arthropoda; Insecta; Diptera; Culicidae. The transcript has 5 exons.
AAAAAUUCAAAAAGUCUGAUGUUCUUUAAUUCAUUUUAAAUUAUAAAAAAUGUCUGUAUUUGUUCAGAUAAAUUGCCACCUUCUCGAUCCGGGAGUUGUUUCGAAACUUGAUUCACUGAAACACAGAAAACUUUAUCAUGAUGUAGUCGGUCUAGUUUUGGAACCAUUAAAGGAAAGCCAACCCACUCAAUCGUUGGAACCGAAUUCAUUGCAAGAUAAUCUAACUCGAAUAGGUGUUUUGUAUGAAAUAUGCUACGGAUCGCUUCAUACCGGUGAAUGGCACGCUGUCCCCGUGGAGGAACGGGAUAGUUUUACCUUGUUAAGCUAUUUAAGGAUUCUGUACAUGCUUCUGAUUCGUAAAGAAUCAGACGACUGCAUUCGAGAUGCAAUUUACUUGGCUGAUAUCGGUCUUAUGUUGGGAUCAAGAAUAAUUCUUAAAGAUGCGGGGACGGAUGCUGAUCUUUUGAGUACUGUUGCGAAAGUGCUUUCAUCCCAAAAAGGCGUAAAUGAACAAGAACCAGCUUUGAAAAAACUGAAAGUUGAUGUAGAAGUGCAAUCUGAUAAAACGUGCGAAGUACCCGUUCUGCAAAAACCAACAUUAGAAUACUUUGGUAAUUUUCACUAUGACAAAUCUGAACCUGCAAUACUCGAAGGUGUCAUAGAUGAUUGGCCAGCAAUGAAGAAAUGGCAUGAUCCGAACUACCUUAUUGGUCUAGCCGGUGAACGCAGUGUUCCAGUUGAAUUUGGGUCACAGUACAGUAACGAUGAUUGGUCCCAGCGUUUAGUUCGAUUUAAAGAUUUCAUAGUAGAUAAUUUAAUAGUCUGUGAUGAUACAGAAAAAGCCAGUGGAAGCUUGCGAGGUGAAAAAUCACCAGCAUAUUUGGCUCAGCAUGAACUGUUCGAUCAAAUACCUGAACUUAGGGAGGACAUCGCCAUACCGGACUAUAUCGGGCGAACGGAUAUCAAUCCCCGAAUCAAAGCUUGGCUCGGACCAAAAGGAACCAUUUCUCCGCUGCACACAGAUCCAGGACACAAUUUACUUUGUCAAGUUUUUGGCAGCAAAACAAUAAUCCUAGCUAGUCCAACGGAAACACCAAAUCUAUAUCCACACGAGCAUUUCAUCUUGAACAACACGUCACAGGUUGAUGCUGCUAACGUAGACUACGAUCGGUUCCCCCGGGCUCGCGAUGUUCGAUUUCGGCGACUUACGCUGCACCGUGGACAGGUUUUGUACAUCCCACCUGGCUGGUGGCACUAUGUAGAGUCCCUUUCCUGUAGUUUUUCUGUGAGUUUUUGGUUUGAUUGAAA